Messenger RNA from Diatraea saccharalis (sugarcane borer), 2485 nucleotides. NCBI's taxonomy places the organism in Eukaryota, Metazoa, Arthropoda, Insecta, Lepidoptera, Crambidae. The record is from the annotation of a GenBank genome assembly.
GGUUUUUCUCAGCUGCUGUCAAAUCAAAUCGCAGUUGUGACUCUGAUUUAUUAUUAUUUCGUUAUUUUCACACGAGUUCAUGAGUGAAAUUUGAUUUAUAAUUGUUUAUAGUGUUAGCUAAGAAGUGUGCCUGUUUAAUAAGUGACAAAAUGUCUCAAUUCAAUUAUCUAAACGAUUUGAAGAGCUUAGCCACAUUAGAUGGACCGAUCACCAGGGGCCCGCUGCAACGCUGGGUAAAGAAAUCAAACAAUGAAAACCACAAUCCAUCAAUGAGUACCUCUUUCAAAAAUAUAUCCAAUGUGAACAUUAGUACGUGCAAUCAAUCCAUGCAGAAAAUGUCGAUAUCAGCUAAUCAAAGUUGUAACAAUAGUGUAUUAUCAAGUAACAAAACCCCUAAUCGAAAUGACAAUAAAAAAGGAAAGAAAACUCCGUCCAAAAAUAGGACUCCAGGUCGAUCAACAACGCCGACCCCUAACAAAGCUUCAAAGACACCAAACAAAGCAGACAGAUUCAUUCCAUCACGAACCAAUUCUAAUUAUGAUCUGUGUCAUUAUAUGAUGAGUCGUGAUGAUGACAAAGGGGAAGAUGUAGUAGCUCAGACAGCUGCUGGUGAAGCAAUUGGCAGAGCCCUUUCAGAUGCCGAGCCUGGGCGACUUCUACAAUACACAUGCAAAGCACCAGCUGCACCUGAAGGCUAUCAGAACAGACUGAGGGUUGUGUAUUCACAGGCCAAGGUUCCAUCAUCAGUGAAAAAUACCACACGGUACAUACCACAAGCUCCAGACAGGAUUUUGGAUGCACCUGACAUUUUGGAUGAUUACUAUCUUAAUUUAGUGGACUGGAGUGCAUCUAAUAUCUUAGCUGUUGCUUUGGGAAGCUCUGUAUACUUAUGGAAUGCAGGCACUGGCCAAAUAGAACAGCUUCUCACCCUAGAAGGAUCAGAGACUGUUUGUUCAGUGCAAUGGGUUCAAGGAGGUGGAUCCCAUUUAGCUGUUGGAACUUCUUCUGCUACUGUUGAACUUUGGGACUGUGAGAAAAUUAAAAGACUGAGGGUGAUGGAUGGCCACACCGGGCGCGUUGGUUCACUCGCGUGGAAUAUGUACAUCGUGUCGAGCGGUGCCCGCGACGGGAACAUCGUUCAUCACGACGUACGGCAACGCGACCACGCCGUCGCAACCAUCACGGCUCAUACGCAAGAGAUUUGUGGCUUGAAAUGGUCACCGGACGGGCGGCAUCUCGCAUCGGGCGGUAACGACAACCUCCUGAACAUUUGGCCGAUUGUACAAGGACAUCACUAUUCCCAGCCACAGUAUCUAUAUUCAUUCAAUCAGCACUUGGCAGCAGUGAAGGGUCUAGCGUGGUGUCCAUGGAGUUCAGGGAUACUAGCAUCAGGCGGCGGCACAGCUGAUCGCACCAUACGCAUAUGGAACGUUAACACCGGCGCCAACCUCAACACCGUGGAUACCAAGUCACAGGUGUGCUCUAUUCUAUGGAGUACGCACUAUAAAGAGCUGAUCUCCGGUCACGGAUACGCCAACAAUCAGCUGGUAAUAUGGAAGUAUCCAUUGAUGAGUAGAGUGGCCGAGUUGACCGGUCACAUGGCUCGAGUGUUACACCUCGCAUUAUCUCCAGAUGGAACCACUGUAUUAUCCGCUGGUGCUGAUGAAACAUUACGUCUUUGGAAAUGCUUCAUGUUGGAUCCAGCUAAAAAGAAGGAGCCCACUGAUUCCAAGGCAGCAAAAUCACUUUUGAAUCUCAAUUCCUUAAUUAGAUAAUUUGAAAACACUUAAAUGGAACAAAAUGUGUAAAAAUAAUUGCAUACAGAAUGUAGAUUGAUUUUAUAAUUGAUUUACUUCAAGACGUUUUGAGUACAUUUAAGUACUUAAAGGGGUUUUUAUUCCCAAUGUAAUAAAUGUAGAGACUGCUAGACAAGACGACUGAUGUGAUAAUGUAGAAUCUAUAGUAUUAGACUAAUUAACCCGAUGGUUUUUGUAAGUUAAAAAGUUAGAUAUGUUGUUAUCUAUUCUUUGUACCAUCUCUAUUGUUUUCAUAAAAUCUCUGUGACAUUUUACCUUUUAAUCUAACUAUUGUAUUGUAUCAAAUUAUUUACUUCAGUAUUUCUUUUCAAUCAACUAAUUUUGACAUGAUUUUUCAAGAUAUAAAUAUUUUUUGUGACACGCGAUUUAUACUUACAUUUUGUACAUGUUACGGUUUUCGACAAGCAGCGAAGUUGAGGUCGUAAAAUGUAACGCCGCGAAACUUUCUGUAUUUCUGUGUUACUAAUAUUUUCCCUUCCUGCUUUUCGUUUUCUCGCUUCUUUCAAUAUUUUGUUGAAGACAUUUCAUUACCUCGGCUUCCUUGUUUUAGUUCUUUAUAGGAAUUAUAUUGUGCGAUUCGUUUUAUUGUGAACUUUCUGCUGUUUUAAGCACGAAAUGAAUUUUGAUUAUGUGUAUGUCAUCGAGUUAAAUAAAAAUUGACGUUAUUG